AUGAUCAAUGAUAGACAGAAAGGCUUAUCAAAUGCCUUGUCCACUCUCUUUGAAGGUGCAGAGAUCAGAUUCUGCGUGAGGCAUUUACAUUCUAACUUCAAGAAGCAGUUCCCCGGUCUAUUGCUAAAACAAAAAUUAUGGGCAUGUGCGCAAGCAUCAACACCUGAAGAAUUCAAGAGAAAGAUGGCUGAACUGAAGGGUGUUAAUGAGAAGGCCUUUGAUUGGCUAAUGAAGAAAAGUUACUCUGAAUGGUCCAAAAGUCAUUUCAAGACCGAUGUUAAAUGCGACAUGCUAUUGAACAACCUCUGUGAAAGCUUCAACGCAGCAAUAUUGGAUGCAAGAGAGAAGCCCAUUAUCACUUUGCUCGAGAAAAUUAGGUAUUGGUUGAUGAAUAGGUACUAUGUGAAACGAGAGUGUAAGAAAAUGGGUGCAGCCUGUGGGGAAAAGGAUCAUGAAAUUGAGAAGGUCUGCAGUUGCAGACUUUUCCAACUCUCUGGGAUACCAUGUGGGCAUGCCUUAUCUGCCAUAUGGAGUGGUAAUCUCAAUAUCAUGGACUUCGUUGAUGUUUCUUAUAAGAAGGACACCCUUUUGGCUCAAUACAUUGGCAUCAUAGAACCAGUGCCCUCACUUGAUAAAUGGCCAGAUGUAGGCCAAAAUCCCAUAUACCCACCAUCAGAAAUUGUGUUGCCUGGGAGGCCAAAAAAACCUCAAAGGAGGGAAACAGAUGAGCCUCCACCAGCCAUUGCAACUAAAGAAAUUAGGGUAGGCCAUCCUAACCAUUGUAGCAAUUAUGGGUCAGUAGGGCACUCAAAGCGUUCUUGUAAGAAUCGAGCAAAGGAUCAGAAUGUUAAAGGAAAAAGAAUGGGAAGGCCACCGAAGACAAAUCCAACCCCAUCAACUGUGAAAAGAAACAUUAGAAGAGCUAAGCAACAGGCAAGGGAGGUUGCACAAGGUGGUUCAACCUCACAAACCCAACCACAACAAUCUCAGCAACAGUAA
Molecule: messenger RNA, 999 nt
Organism: Humulus lupulus (European hop)
Lineage: Eukaryota; Viridiplantae; Streptophyta; Magnoliopsida; Rosales; Cannabaceae
Exons: 3
Coding region: 1-999 (332 amino acids)
Molecular function (GO): zinc ion binding
Source: RefSeq, a predicted model, not a curated record